AUGCCAACCGCCAGGGAGCCCCAUGCCCCUGAACCACCCACCCCUAUCCCAUCACCACCAACUUCCUGCCCCGGCCCAGAUCCCCCUCCCCCGCGCCGCCGCGCGAUCUCCCUGGCUCCCCCGCCGCCUUGCAACCUUCCCGGAUCCCCCGCCGCCGCGCGACCUCCCCGGAACCCGCACCACCGGGCCUCCUACUGUCGGAUCCCACCCCGCCGGACCCCUGCGCGCGGCUCUGCGCUACAACCGCUGCCGCCGAGGACCCCCCCGCGGUCCUUGGCCGCCUGCCCACGUAGUUCGCCGAUUGCCGCAGAGUCGAUACACUGCUCCGCCCAUCGUCCCGCCCGACCACUUGAGCCAUUGGCGUGCCGUCAGCUGGUCGCCCAGCGCCGCCCUACACACCCAAGCACUAUCGUGGGCGACCAGGGUGAUCGACCAGCGCCACUGGGGGCUGCAGCUACCUCCUGCCGCAGCCUCACGCGGCCGCUAAAGCACCUUGCUCACCGAUUAUUUUGUCUCGGUUGCUGCUUUCCAAGAUUCCUCUCGCUCGCUCGCAGGCCAACGCUCUUUGUGGCACCGCGGAGCUGUUUGCCUGGCGGGUCGAGCAGGUCGUCAAGGGACCGCUCGAGGUCGCCGGCCGCAAGGAUGGACGAAGACAGAGACGUAGGUAGCAGGGACAGGAAGCGCGACUGAAAAUGAGAGAGUGACGAUGAAAUACAGUGUACGCUACACCAUGUUUCCUAUUUCUACUAGAGGCUAGAGAUAAGCACAUUUGUCUAUUAUCAGAGGGGAUUUGCCUAACAUUUUCCUAGGUUUUGUAGUGUUGUGUCCCGUGUCAUCCAUGUAUAGUCAAGGCAUACUUUAUGUUUUUACGGUUUCUUUUUACUGAAACAUACGUAAUGGUAGCCAGAAAUUUGAAUUUUUGUC
Messenger RNA from Triticum dicoccoides, 924 nucleotides. RefSeq names its product formin-like protein 5. NCBI's taxonomy places the organism in Eukaryota, Viridiplantae, Streptophyta, Magnoliopsida, Poales, Poaceae. The record is from RefSeq and is a predicted model, not a curated record. The coding region runs from base 1 to 690 and encodes 229 amino acids. The transcript has 3 exons.